GCUCGCUCUAGUCCUCCGACUCCAAGACCUCGAGUCCUCUUCCUCUCCCCUCACCUCCCUCAACCUGCAGCUUCGACGUCACCUCCUCUCUUCCCGUCUGCGCUCUCUCCCCUGGUGCGCCGGGCUACAGGUUUCCUCCAGGGCUGCAGGAAGCAGCUUCUGUUGCAGCUUGAAUCGAGAAGUGGCGUGGUAACAUCACCAGGGAGAAGUUGGAUUGUUCCGCCAGAGUGCUCGAUGACAGAUCAUUUCGCUCUAGGUCUAGGUGCUCUUCUUCUUUUGCUGCUAAGUAGCAGCUGUUUCAGUUCCGACCUUGAUGUCCAAUGCCUGAGAGACGUUAAGCAAUCAGUGACCGAUCCUACUGGCAUACUAAAAUCCUCAUGGGUUUUCGAUAAUACCUCUGUGGGUUUCAUAUGCAAAUUUCCUGGUGUGGAAUGCUGGCACCCUGAUGAGAACCGAGUUCUCGCAUUGCGUCUCAGCAACUUUGGCCUUCAGGGCCCAUUCCCUAAAGGUCUCAAGAACUGUACCAGUAUGACUACGCUGGACCUGUCGAGUAACAGCUUCACAGGUGCCAUUCCUUCAGACAUCCAGCAGCAAGUGCCGUUCUUAGCAUCUCUGGACCUCUCCUACAACGGUUUCUCAGGCGGAAUCCCAGUGCUCAUCUAUAACAUCACGUACCUAAACACCCUUAAUCUUCAGCAUAACCAGUUGAGUGGUGACAUUCCAGGGCAGUUCAGCGCCCUUGCUCGGUUACAGGAGUUCAAUGUUGCUGACAACCAGCUGUCAGGGACUAUCCCAAGCUCUCUACAGAAAUUCCCGGCAUCAAACUUCGCUGGUAAUGACGGACUGUGUGGGCCUCCAUUAGGUGAAUGCCAAGCUUCAGCGAAGAGCAAGAGCACUGCAUCGAUCAUCGGGGCUGUUGUUGGCGUGGUAGUCGUCGUCAUUAUCGGUGCAAUAGUUGUGUUCUUUUGUCUGCGGAGGGUACCGGCCAAGAAGGCGGCAAAGGAUGAGGAUGAUAAUAAGUGGGCGAAGAGUAUCAAAGGAACAAAAACUAUCAAGGUAUCUAUGUUUGAGAAUCCAGUUUCAAAGAUGAAACUGAGUGAUCUCAUGAAAGCCACAGACGAGUUCAGUAAAGAGAACAUCAUUGGUACUGGGAGGACAGGGACUAUGUACAGGGCGGUGCUACCUGACGGCUCCUUCCUAGCCGUGAAAAGGCUACAGGACUCGCAACAUUCCGAAUCACAGUUCGCAUCGGAGAUGAAGACACUUGGCCAGGUGAGGCACCGGAACUUGGUUCCGCUCUUGGGAUUCUGCGUCGCCAAGAAGGAGAGGUUGCUGGUGUACAAGCACAUGCCCUUGGGCUCGCUCUACGACCAGCUAAACAAAGAGGAAGGUAGCAAGAUGGACUGGGCGCUGAGGCUACGGAUCGGCAUCGGUGCAGCGAAAGGGCUUGCGUAUCUCCACCAUACCUGCAACCCUCGAGUUCUCCACCGCAACAUCAGCUCCAAGUGCAUCCUCCUGGACGAGGACUACGAACCAAAGAUAUCGGACUUCGGUCUCGCUAGGCUCAUGAACCCAAUAGACACCCAUCUCAGCACCUUUGUCAACGGGGAGUUCGGAGACCUCGGCUACGUGGCGCCGGAGUACGCGCGUACUCUGGUGGCUACUCCCAAGGGCGAUGUCUACAGCUUUGGCGUGGUUCUCCUUGAGCUCGUCACCGGUGAGAGGCCCACCCACGUCUCCUCAGCCCCGGAGAAUUUCAGAGGAAGCCUAGUGGAAUGGAUCAGUCAUCUGUCCAACAACGCACUCCUCCAAGAUGCUAUCGACAAGUCGCUGGUGGCGAAGGACGCUGAUGGUGAGCUGAUGCAGUUCCUGAAAGUUGCGUGUUCCUGCACGCUCGCCACCCCGAAGGAGAGGCCAACCAUGUUUGAGGUUUACCAGCUCCUCAGAGCCAUUGGCGAAAGGUACCAUUUCACUGCCGAUGAUGACCUGGUGCUGCCACCUCUUAGCACGGACAGUGACGGUGUGACACUGGACGAGCUCAUUGUUGCCAAGUAAUUGCAAAAUCAUACUUAUGUAGCAGAAGACAAAACAAGACUGAACGUCUUCUUUUUCCCCCCUCCAAGAGAGUUAUAGUAAUGAUGAAGUGAGUAAGAUGGCUUAUAAGAUGUAUGUUCCAAUUAGUAGCAUCCCGCUGUAUAGUUGUUGUAGCGUGGUUGGUAGUUGGUACCCGCCCUUUGGAGAUGAUAGUAGCUGUAAAGGAUAAUUUUCAUGUAACCAAUUUGGGGACGAGACACAUGUUACUUGUAAGUUUGUUACAGGUAAA
Zea mays is the source of this 2323-nucleotide messenger RNA. Its product is annotated as BRASSINOSTEROID INSENSITIVE 1-associated receptor kinase 1. NCBI's taxonomy places the organism in Eukaryota, Viridiplantae, Streptophyta, Magnoliopsida, Poales, Poaceae. Gene Ontology annotation, biological process: protein phosphorylation. The record is from RefSeq and is marked provisional. Gene Ontology annotation, molecular function: ATP binding; protein kinase activity; protein binding.